Molecule: messenger RNA, 1431 nt
Organism: Trypanosoma conorhini
Lineage: Eukaryota; Euglenozoa; Kinetoplastea; Trypanosomatida; Trypanosomatidae
Exons: 1
Coding region: 1-1431 (476 amino acids)
Source: RefSeq, a predicted model, not a curated record
AUGGGCAGCCCCGAGCCCCCGUCCUCCGCUCCCUCCUCGCCGGACGAUGCUGCCGCCGCUGCUGCUGGUGGGUGUAUGUUUUUUUUUUCUUUGCCCCCACGCAGUGCUCUCCUUCCCGCGCUUGCCCUCCUUCUCUGUGAAUACGCACAUAAAUACACGAGUGUCUUCCAGACACACGCACGCGCGCGUUUUGAAGCGGCGCUCUGGAGUCAAGCGUGGGAGGGCAGUGUGAGUCGCGGUUGCAGCGAGAGGUGCGGUGGCUGCGCCGCAGGGUUUUCAAUGCUGCGCCACACACGUCUGUGGCCCGGUGCGGUGUCGACAGUGGCGCCCUCGCUGCUGCGCCGUGCGGUGGCGCUGCGGUGGGGGGUACUCGGCCUGCGGUGGGACGGCGACACGAACAUGUGCGUCCUUGCGGAUGGGCCGGCGGAUGGCCUUCCACGCGGCACGCGACUGGAGAUGUACGGCGCCACGGCGCGACUCGUCAGGACCUGCGCAGGCGGAAGCGGAGUGGAAGUUGUGGCGCCGGACUUCUUAACGGCCGUUGCGGGGGUUGUGGAGGCGGCGGCGUCGGAAGACAUGCGGGGGGGAGUCGCGGGGGUGGGACUCGCGCCGCAGCCUCCGCCUGACGGCGUGCUUGCCGAGUGGCUCAUCACCACCCAACCGCAGCAGCAGCAGACAGCAGUUCCCCUUAUGGAAGGCGGGGUGGUUUUCGAAUCCCCACGUGCGGCGGGGCCUCGAGUCCUUCGCGCGGCGCGGCAGACAUUUGCCCAGCUGUUGGCACGGGAGAUGCGGGGACGACCGUCCUCGCCUGCAUCUUCCCCCGCCCCCGCCGCUGCUGCUGCUGCUGCUGCUGGUGCUGCUCAGCCAAUCGCCAUCCUUGACGUGAGUGACGCGGAUUGUGCCUUCAGUCGUGUUGCGGUUCACGUCUGCGUGGAGGGCGGCCUAGAGCUGGAGCGGGACUUCCACGUCAGCUACGUUCCCCUCAGCGAGGCGGCGGCGGCGGCGCCGGGUGAGAAGGAAGCAAACGUCACAAGUCUCCUGCGCCUCGUGGCCCGCCCCCAGCACCGCCCAGAGAAGGAACCGCUGCGUGCGUUGCCGUCCUGCCACUUUGUUCUUGGCUGCUACACAGUCCAUGGCGGACGGCCGCGAGAGGCGAAGGCGUCCCUCGGGCUCGAGCUCGCCCACGUGAUUUCAAAACUGCACCGCGGUGGGACGCUGCUCGUGAAUCUUCUUGAAGCUCAGCCGCCGCCGCCGCCGCAGCGGGCGCAGGCGGGGGGGCGAGAGGACGUGGCACUCCUGCGGCGAGAGGCCAAAGCCGUCGUCGCGGAGGCCCUGUCGCGCAGUAGGCGGUGGGGCGUCAUCAGCGACGAGGUGUUGCCGGCAGCCGACUGCAACGACGCCGCGGUCUCCCUCGUUGUAUCGCUCGACUAA